Equus quagga is the source of this 1428-nucleotide messenger RNA. RefSeq names its product interleukin 1 receptor type 2 (gene IL1R2). The record is from RefSeq and is a predicted model, not a curated record. The transcript has 9 exons. Gene Ontology annotation, molecular function: interleukin-1, type II, blocking receptor activity; interleukin-1 binding. NCBI's taxonomy places the organism in Eukaryota, Metazoa, Chordata, Mammalia, Perissodactyla, Equidae. Bases 202 to 1413 code for a protein of 403 amino acids.
GAGAAGAUCAUCUCCUGGGAAGCCACUGUUCCAAAGAGGAUGAGAGACACAUGGAGCUGACUUGGAUCCCACCUGAAGCUUGGAGCCAAGCCUAACCCAGCCUAACCUAGAUCAGCCAACCACCUCUGACCCACAGACUUGCUACAGGGUGCUGGCCCUGAGAUCUCCACUUUCUGCAUCCUCCAGAAGUUGUCGAGAACAAUGCCCAUUUUGUACAUGUUGAUAUUGGGUGUUCCCGCCUUCACCAUUCAGCCUGAGGAGCGCACAGUGACUGCAGGAAACUGCCAAUUUCUUGGCAAGCAUUUCAAAACCGACCUCAUGGUGGAAGGGGAGCCUGUGGUCCUGAGGUGCCCCCAGGCAUGGUAUAGGUGGUUGGACUCUGCCAGCUCACAUGUCAACGUGACGUGGCGUAAAAACGAUUCUACUAGGAUGGUUCCAGAGGAAGAAGAGACGCGAAUGUGGGUCCAGGACAAUGCUCUCUGGAUUUUGCCGGCCUUGCAGGGGGACUCUGGCACCUACAUCUGCACUGUCAGAAACGCCUCGUACUGCUAUGAAAUGUCCACUGAGCUCAGGGUUUUUGAGAAGACAGAAGCUGCCCUGACUUACAUCUCAUACCCGCAGAUCCUAACCUUGUCAACCUCUGGCUUACUAGUUUGCCCUGAGCUGAGUGAAUUCACCCGGAACAAAACUGAUGUGGAGGUUCAAUGGUACAAGGAUUCUGUCCUUUUGGAUCAAGACAACGAGAAGUUUCUAAGUGUGGCGGGACCCCCUCGUUUACUUGUACAAAAUGUGUCUAUGGAGGAUGCGGGCUAUUACAGCUGUGUCAUGACCUUGACCCACAAUGGCACACGAGUCAACAUCACUAGAAAUAUCGAACUCCGUGUCCAGAAAAGAAGAGAGGAGACUGUUCCUGUGAUUGUCUCCCCCCGCCAGACCAUACUGGCUUCACUGGGGUCAAGACUGAUAAUCCCGUGUAAGGUGUUUCUGGGAGCCGGCACACAGUGGACCACCGAUCUGUGGUGGAUGGCCAACAACACCAACAUAGACAUUGCCUACCGGGGAGGUCGCGUGACGGAGGGGCAGCGCCAGGAGUACUCAGAAAAUAAUGAGAACUACAUCGAAGUGCCAUUGAUUUUUGAUCCAGUCAUAAGAGAGGAUUUGAACACGGAUUUUAAAUGUGUUACCUAUAACACACGGAGUUUUCAGACGCUACAUACCACAGUCAAAGAAGCUGCCACGUUCCCCUGGGGGACUGUACUGGCCCCUCUUUUGCUGGUCUUCUUGGUUUUGGGAGGAAUAUGGAUGCGCAAUCGGUGCAAACACAGAAGUGGAAAAGCGUAUGGUUUGACUGCAUUAAAGAUUGAGCGUCAAGUUUUUCAAUCUUAUCCAAGUAAAAUAAAGGAAAUAAAAUAAUUCAAAUACAAACGA